AUGGAGGAAGAUUUGAAGAAGCAAGGCGAGGCCAUUGAAGACAAUAGGAGAGCGAUACACUUUACCAAAGUUUCUACCAAGGAGAUGGACAAUCACUUAGAUGAGAAGAUCUCAAGUCUUGAUAACAACCUCGAUGGCACCACCAAGAGUCUCAAUUCAAUAACAGCAGUAGCUCAUCAAGCUAAGAGGGAGGUAGCCGAAGUACCUAAAGGAGAGGCAAUGUUACUCGACGAUGCUUACAUUGGUGGAAGGGCAAAAACAAGAAGUCAAGGAUUUAACCACUCGCUUAGCCAACUUGGAAGAGAAGGUCUUGACCGAGCAAAGACGACCGUUCCUAAGCAAAACUAUGCCGCGCCCGUCUUUACUAUAAGAGAGACCGACCCAAGAGUGAUUUGGGAUGAAGAAGAGAGUAGAGCUGAUCAAGAAAGAGCCACAAGGCUAACCACUGGAACAAGAGAGAAGAUAGCACCAAAAGGAAGAACCCUUACUCAAAGGUCUUCACAACCGCCUCCCACCAAGGAGAAGAGGAAGACAAGAUCAUCACUUGAAGAGAUCAUAGAUGAUUUCAACUUUAUGGCGAGGAGAUUCCCUUAUGGUGUGCCGUUUGAUAAUGCUUGCAACAAGAGUCCAUUCAUGCAAGACCUAGCUUGGACACAAGAUUGGAGUCUAGCUGAAUUGGAAAAGAUGUACGAGGAAGCAAGAAAGGGGAUGCCUAAACCUAGGUUUCUACACAAGCUUCAUGACCCAGGUUACUUCCUUAUACAUUUCUCUAUCAAUGGAAGCUACUUUGAUGAUGCUCUUUGCGAUUCCGGUUCUAGUGUGAACCUUAUGCCGGCCGAGAUAGCCAAGAAGUUGGGAUUGAUCAAUUCAAUUGUGAAAUCUCGAAUGGAUUUAAAGCUAGCUGAUUCAUCAUUGACCGAACCACUUGGAGAGGUUAAAGACAUUCAGCUUGAUUUUGGAGGCUGCAUAGUUCCAGCCAACUUCUAUGUAGUAACCAUGAAGGAUCCGGAGGACUUAAAGCUUUUGCUUGGAAGAUCAUUCCUAGCCACAGCUGGAGCGAUCAUGGAUUGGCCUAAUAGAAGAAUCUCUCUAGCCAAUGUUGACAAGGACACCUUCUACGAUGCUGCACCUCCCGGUUUCUCAUCCAAGCGAUUUCGCUACACAAGUGGAGGAGAGUGCUCACAAGUAAGAGGAGAGUCGCAUGGCUACUUGAUCAAGGAAGUUCUACAGGACAAGAUGCACUUGGAAUCAUCAGGCAACAGGAAGUUCUUGGAGCCACCAAUCCUACCUAACUAA
Microthlaspi erraticum is the source of this 1296-nucleotide messenger RNA. The record is from the annotation of a GenBank genome assembly. NCBI's taxonomy places the organism in Eukaryota, Viridiplantae, Streptophyta, Magnoliopsida, Brassicales, Brassicaceae.